CGGUUUAGUUCACUAGCAUAAAGAGCAGGGACGUGCACGACAAGCUGAACGCCCCGUUGUUGCCUAAAAAUCAAACACUUCUGCAAGUAAUCUUCGACAACAUGGCAGAGAGCGACUGGGAUACCGUGACUGUUUUGAGGAAGAAGGGAUCAGCUGCUCAAUCAAAGUCUAAGCAGGCUAUAACUACUGCUCAGAGGAAAGGAGAAGCCGUCGAAACAUCCAAGAAAUGGGCUGCUGGACAAAACAAACAGCAUCUUGUGACCAAGAACACCGCCAAGCUGGACCGAGAGACGGAGGAGCUCAGCCAUCAGAGAGUGCCUCUGGAAGUAGGGAAGGUGAUCCAGCAGGGCCGACAGAAUAAAGGCCUCACCCAGAAAGAUCUGGCAACUAAAAUCAAUGAGAAGCCGCAAAUCAUUGCGGAGUAUGAAUCUGGGAAGGCCAUUCCCAAUAACCAAGUCAUGGGGAAGAUUGAGCGAGCCAUUGGCCUUAAGUUGCGUGGAAAGGACAUUGGGUUGCCUCUUGAUGCUGACCCCAAGAAGAAAUGAGAACAAAAUCCUCGAAAGAUCCACCAUUCACUGAAACCUUUCAGUACUUGUAUGAUCUUUACAGUUAAUCUUUAUUAAUUGCUGCAUUACUUCAUAUUUUCCCGAUCCAGUGGUGGAUCAGACACGCUCAUAUUGCCACCCACACAAAAGGCUUAUUAUCUAACGUUUUAUGUCAGAUGAUGAAGACUUGGAUUAAAUAUUUUAUUUUAUUUUUUAGCUUGCUCACUGCUUUGAAAUAAAAACUUAAUUUCUAUGUCUGA
Messenger RNA from Carassius gibelio (silver crucian carp), 805 nucleotides. It is a transcript of the gene edf1, whose product is annotated as endothelial differentiation-related factor 1. Gene Ontology annotation, cellular component: nucleus. Bases 102 to 545 code for a protein of 147 amino acids. Lineage: Eukaryota; Metazoa; Chordata; Actinopteri; Cypriniformes; Cyprinidae. Gene Ontology annotation, molecular function: DNA binding. The transcript is spliced from 5 exons. The record is from RefSeq and is a predicted model, not a curated record.